Messenger RNA from Poecilia latipinna (sailfin molly), 4416 nucleotides. Its product is annotated as zinc finger protein 16-like. The transcript is spliced from 3 exons. NCBI's taxonomy places the organism in Eukaryota, Metazoa, Chordata, Actinopteri, Cyprinodontiformes, Poeciliidae. Gene Ontology annotation, biological process: regulation of transcription by RNA polymerase II. Gene Ontology annotation, molecular function: DNA-binding transcription factor activity; RNA polymerase II cis-regulatory region sequence-specific DNA binding. Bases 782 to 2392 code for a protein of 536 amino acids. The record is from RefSeq and is a predicted model, not a curated record.
GUGUUGUUAACAGUAUUCAUGUUCGAUAAAGAACAAUUCAACAGAUCAGAGGAAGUAUGGAGGACAAUCAGUGGUUACAGUUUCAGGUUCUCAGGAGCCAUCAGAUCUGGAUGUUUCUCUGGUUCUGUUCAGAUCCAAUCGGGGCCUCCAACGUCUCACCUCAUCUUUGCAGUCUAAAAUCAGCCCAGCAGCCUCUACCGGAGCUCAGCGGGUUCAUUUGUCCACAAUCAGAGGAAGGGGAAGAGGGGCUGGGGGGAAGCUCAGGAACAAACAGGAAGCAGAGAUAAUGGGACACAGGUGGCAGGAAUUAGACUGCACCAGAGAGGGGGAGGGUAGCGGAAUCACUCCCAGCCUCAUCACUGAUCUGCAUGUGGAACAAAUUAUCCUCAUCUCUGCUCCUGGAGGAUCUGCUCCUGCUUUCACUCACAUGAACAUCAUCUUUACUGUCAGGCUUUCCAGAUAUGAAUCAGCUGCUGUGUUAACCUCAUUUUUAUUGUUUAUUGCUGUGAGGUGAGCAGGCAAGCUUUUUUGUUAAAUAAAAGCCCCAAACAGGUUUAUUCCGGUCCAAAUUGCGGUUCUUUGGCGUCUCUAAAAUAUCGUUGACCCGUUUCUCCUCCUCCAAGAUGGCGGCGCCGCUGACGUAUCCCUCCGGAAGCUCUCACUCUGGGGUCCGGCGGAAGUUUAGCUUCUGCUAGCAGUUAGCUUCCUUUGUGCGGCCCGAGCAGGCAGAGACGGUGGUUCUGUUGGACCGGAGCGGAACAUCCGAGCUGCGGCAGUAACAAUGUGUUCCGUCCAGCCUCUGAGAGACUUCAUCCGGGAGAGACUGACCGCUGCGGCCGAGGAGAUCUUCUCCGAGGUGGAGAGGACCAUCGGCCGCUUCGAGGAGGAGCUGGACGCGCAGCGCAAGCUGCUGGCGGUGUGCCUGAAGCCGCAGGUCCGGCUGCACAGGAUCGAACAUCUUCAGCACCACGUUUGUAAGGAGGAGGUUCUAACGGGCUACGAGAGUACCUGCAGUCUGGACCGGGCCGAACCAGAACCUCUACGCAUCAAAGAGGAGCAAAUGGAACCAAACCACAUUCUGAUCAGACCCGACCCAGAAGAACCAGAACCUGCACAGCUCACAGAGACUCUGCCGGAACCAGGAGCUCCACAUGUAGGAGAAGCUGCGGAGGAACCAGAACCUUUCCAGAACCUGGACGAUCAGGAGGUUCUGUCAGAACCAGACAGGCCUCAGAUCAUCGAUGACCUGGGUGAGCUUGAAUACCUGGACUUUGACGAGUACCUGGACGACCCGGAAAGUCCGCAGAUCAUGGAUGACCUGGAAGAACCAGAACUUCUAGAAACAGAACACGGCCUGGAAGAACCAGAACCGCAGAACAGAACCAGGAAAGUGGAGUUCUGGACCCGACACGAUGAUGAGGGUCUGCUGCUGAGGAAGGAGUUUGAUACCUUCGUGCCUCGACAGAGAAAAUCCAAAACCGAAGAACCGGUACCAGGUUCUGACAGCCUAGCAGAAUUCCAACAGAACUACAUCUCUGGGGAGGAGGUUCUGGCUGAGCAGGAACAGAACUUCAGUCUGGACCUGAAGGUACCGGACCAUCCUCAGAUCAAACAGGAACAGGAAGAAGUUGGAUCCGGUCAGGCCGGACAGAGACCGGAGACCGACAUCUUCAUGGUGACGGUGAACUACGACGAGAGUGAGCACAGCGAGCCAGAACCCAGCAGCUCCCAGCAGUCCGAAGACUCCGACGAACCCAAACCGUUCGUCUGCAAGACGUGUGGCAAGAGGUUCUCCAACAUGUUGCUGCUCCACGACCACCGGGACACCCACCAGAAGGAGAAACCCUACUCCUGCCAGCUGUGUACACGGCGGUUCGCCCGGCGGGACUCUGCCUUCCGCCACAUGAUCACCCACACGGGUGAGAAGCCCUUCCCCUGUCAGAUCUGUGGGGAGAAGUUUGGCCUCAACAGCCACCUGCUGCGCCACCUGAGGAGGCACACGGGCGAGAAGCCCUUCUCCUGCCACAUCUGCCACAAGCGCUUCAGCCAGAGCAACACCCUGACCUGCCACGUCAGGACCCACACGGGCGAGAAGCCGUACCCCUGCAGGGUGUGUGGAAAGGGUUUCGUCAGGCGCAGCGCCAUGAACAUCCACAUGAGGAUGCACACCGGAGAGAAACCCUUCACCUGCAAGGUGUGUGACAAAACCUUCAGUCGGGGGACAGGGCUGAGCUACCACAUGAGGACCCACACUGGAGAGAAGCCGUACUCCUGCAAGCUGUGUGGAAGAACGUUCCGGCAGUCCAGCCACCUCAUGUGUCACAUGAAGAACUUUCACCUGGACUGGACCCGAGAGAAGAGGUCUCGGUCUCAGAUAGAGGAGGAGGUCUAGAUCUACCAUAGAGAGCAGAGGUCUAGACCCAAGAUCAAUAUGAAGUUUAUCCUUUGCAUAAUGAGUCAAAUUGAACCUGGUUCUGAUUGAACCCAGUUCUGAGACCAAAUGGACUUACAGUGGUCUCUACUGGGGGCCCAGGUGAACCAGAACCCAUAUAGCACGUCAUCGUGCCCAUUAGGCGGUGCUGUUAGCAACAGUGUUAGCAUAGCUACAUAUGCUACCUUCACCACAGAGAGGGAGAUAUGGCAAACCUGUUUAUCAUAUAAUUAUGUUGGAUUCUUAAUCAUUACUGAGUUGUUAAUGUUCUCCUGGUCAACAUGUCAGAACCUCCAGUCUUCCAGUUCCUCCAAGUCCAGAUUUCUGCUGAUCAAACUGCAGCAGAGGAUCGACGAUCACCAACCUCCACGUUCCUCUGGACCGACCAGGUGAGCUCGUCGUCGGGUCCACCUGUCCUGCUGCGGGUCACAUCUGAGCAUCACUAGUUUGGUUCUGGUUCAGUUGGACCCGAAUGACCGGAGUGGUGAGCUUGUAGACUUCUAGCUGUGGAGCUCUAAGAUCAUCGUUCAACUCGAUCAGAGAGACGGACAAAUGAUUCAGAUAUUUCCAAAGUUUGAGGCUCAGCAGGAAGUUAUGAAAUGUUUCAGUGAAGAAAGGAGCCGUGGUUCCGGUACCAGACAGUGGAGAACCUCCAGUCAUCCACAGCUUACAGUUUGUAUAAAUAAAUGUAAAUAAUGACCAGCCCUGAAAGGUGGUCCAGUUGGACCCUAGAACCAGAACCAGCACACAUUCAGGUCAGGGGAACCGCCCAAGGUGGUUCUGCUCUGCUGACACUAAUCUGGCCAGAACCAGGUUCUGCUUCUGACCUGUUUACAUUGACAUUCCUGUCUCUGAGGCAAAUGGACUGAACCAGAACCGGACUCACUCAUUUAUACCCCAGACAUCAGGAGGCAACCUGGGGUUAAGUGCCUUGUUCAGGGUGGCAGGAGGAAGCUGGAACCGAACCGAGCCUGACCUGCAGCGCUACGCUAACACCCUGAGCGCUCAUCGGUCUGAAGCCCCGCCCCUUCCUGCCUCGACUCCCCACAGAGCCGAGCAGGACCGGCAGAUGGGUCGGUUCCUGCAGCAGAACCUCUACAGGAAUGAAUGUCUAGGAGAUGACGUGGACCUCUGGACUCACAAAGCCAUGAACAGGUUCGGACCUCCAACCCGGCUGGGAACCAGAACCUGACAUCCAGGUACAGAGAAGAGAACAAACAUGAUGGUGGAUAAAUUCUACAAAAUAACUUUCAUGAUGCCGAGUCAGAACCGGGUUGGAACCGGGUCUGAGCCGAGUUGGAUCCUGGUCUGAUCCGGGUCUGAGCCGAGUCGGAUCAGAGUCGGAUCCGGGUCUGAGCCGAGUCGGAUCCGGGUCGGAUCAGAGUCAGAUCCGGGUCUGAUCCGGGUUGGAACCGGGGAUCGUCGGCUGACGGUUUCAGUGUAAUAUCAUCAGUUCUGGUUAAAUGUUUUCUGUCUGGCCUGGAGGUCAGGAAGGCUUCAGCUCAUCAGGACUUUGGACCCAGCAGAACCGAUCCUGUCCUGAUGAGCCUAGAAACCCGAGCCGCUCUUUGGACAGUAAUGGCUGCCCACAGGCUGUGUUGGUCUCCGUGGCAACCAGCAGACGGUGUGUUUUAUUGUGUGGGUGGUUCCUUCAGAAAUGCUCCAGUAGAAGCUGCAGGUUCUGUUUUAAUCUGGACCCGUUUCAGUGAAAACUCAGAAAGUUCUGGAUAUCCUAUCUGGGUUUCUAGGACCGAAGCUGGAGCAGCUCCUCCAGAGACGCUCAUUCAAAUAUUUAAACCUUUAUUCCAUCCAGUUUCUUUACAGAGGACUCUGAAUGUUUUCUAUCGUGUGCCUGUUCUAAUAUUUAGCCUCUAUGUUUCUGAUUGUAUUCAUGUGAGCUCUGGUAUGUGUUCUACUCUAGAUGUUCUGGUUCUGUGCUGUAGAACAUCUCUAGAAAUAAAGUUUGUGGAGAAGUUGGACACUAA